This is a messenger RNA of Patiria miniata (bat star), 2089 nucleotides long. RefSeq lists its product as uncharacterized. Bases 551 to 1924 code for a protein of 457 amino acids. The transcript is spliced from 9 exons. NCBI's taxonomy places the organism in Eukaryota, Metazoa, Echinodermata, Asteroidea, Valvatida, Asterinidae. The record is from RefSeq and is a predicted model, not a curated record.
UGUGACAUACAUCAUGGAUGAGUGUGUGUGUAUGCUCAAGGGUCUCUAGUCUGGUGAUGGUGUUAGCAACCAUCAACAAGUCCAGUCUACACGUGUAUGGAUUGGUGUGGAUAGAGGCACUUGCUCUCUGUGAUAGAGGGAGGGGUAGCACUGUUGGGCCAUCCAUGGGACUUGGGGAAAACUUAGUUCUCAUCUGAUGCGAAAGGUUCCUCAAGGCUCAAGUCGACUUGAAAGUCACCUCGUCUCAGAAUGGUAGAUGUUUCAAGACGCUGACUGUGCGGCAUCUUGGGGCCUUCCGGAAGAGCUCAUCAAUGUUCUUUCGUGGGAUGUAAAUGCGUAAUGUGGCCUUAACUAAAGUCUGGAGAGUUGUCUUGCCAUCCAACGCGGCUGUAAAUGUUCCCCAACGAUCCAUCUCAACCAAUCUUUAAAAUUACUGAACUGAAAUCGUGACAUCAAUUGUUAGCGAAUUCUCAUCGAAACUUUCAGGGUUGUUUUUCAUCUCCUGAAAUUUUGAUUCCUGUGAAGCGUGAGGAAAGCGUCUGUCGUCAUCAUGACGUUCGCCGGUCCGCCUUUCAACAUGCUGAAUUUAAUCCCCGGUCCAGUCUGCGGACACAGAUCCAACAAUCCUCAUCCUAAAGCAGACUUCUUGAUGCCCACGAAUCUAGUGCAGCAGGACAAGGAGCAGAUGUUGAGAGCUAGAGUAACCCAAGCAGUGCAUCAGUAUAUGGAUAAGAUGGUUCGAACUGGGAGGGACCCCCUCAAAGAAAUGGAACAACCCAAGCGAUCCAAGAGUCCUACGCACAGCGUGUAUAACAGAGCCCCAAAGGUUGACCUUUUGGAAGGCUUUGUCAAACCGACCGUUAAGAUGCUGGACAAAGUCCGGAAACAGGACCGGAAACAGUUGAAGAGGGAACGUGGAAACAGUUACAAGAAAGCAUCCAAGUCUUACGGAGAUGUCCCGGAUGUAGUGGAGGAGGAACAAGAUGGAGAACAGGAGAUUGUUGUCAGAAUACCGGCCAAGGUUCACAACCAGUCCAAGGGGAUCCGCUAUCGGGUGGUUCGACAACCUGACGCGCCGGUAGAACAGUGGGUUUCUUACAGAGGUAACAUCCCGGGACCAACUGGCGUGAAGAGAGCACACACCCCACCGACGCCUCCCCCGGACGCCGCCCGUAGACCACGGUCCGUCCCGGUGGUCCAACAGAAGCAUCUUCGGAGUAAAUCGGCACCACUGCUUGACAAGUCUGAUGAUACCGUCGACGAUGAGCAGAAUGAGGAGGAUUGGGAGGAUAUUGACGGGGGAAUAGAGGCUGAGAGACCGGUGUCUGUCAAGCUUCAGCGUCCGAAGACAGCUGGCCCCGUACUCGCUCGUAAGAUGAUGGUGCAUCCACGCAUGAAGAACUGGAUCGAAGGAGCAACAGAUUACGAAAAGGAGGUGGCUUUCAAUCUUCUCAAGACUCUCGACGGAGGCGGACAACCACCCCUCCCGGACGAUCUGCGAACCACAAACCGCCCAAGUCAGAAACAGAAGAGUAUUAAGGCAAACAGGAUACCCCAGGCAACUCAUAUGUACGUACCCCCAUCGCCAACUUCCAGGAAGCCCGUUCCCGAACGGGAAGGCAAGAUGGACGCCACAGCCAGAGAAUGGAUGCGACAGGUGGAACAGAAAAUCUAUGAGAGAUCCGAAACGCCUGUUGCGAGAAACUACGCCCAGAAGAUUGAGCUCCGCCCCACCGUCCGCCGUCAGCCACGCCCCAAAUCCCUGGGUGACUACACCCAUGAGAACAGCUUCUUCAGAUUCUCCCAACCUUCCUAUCGACGUAGUUUCGUCAUCGCCCCUGAUUGGGUGUCUGAAACACUGUCGCGACGCAGAGCGCUCAAGGAAAACCCCAAAGCCAAUCAGCUGCGGUAUGGCUCGGCCUGAUUUGCAAGCAUUUGCAUGAUAUGUGCAUACACGAGCAAUAAAUGUAAGACUGAAGGUAACAGUACUUGUAAAAGUGACACGUAACCAAAAGAGAAACAUUGCAGCUGUUUUAUGGAGAUGGAAUAAAAAUAGCAGUUCACGUAAUCAAUUAUAUAGAAAAUAAAA